GGGAACGGGCCUGGAUAGCUUCGUGCAGCCAACAAGGACAGCAAAGUGAUAACGCAACGUUAGUGUGUCCGUGAUGUAAGUGUGAAUUCAACGUGGUUAUAAAACCAUAGAGAAACGGACAAAGAGAGACAACUCUAAAAUGGCUCACUCACAAGAGAAACGAUGGAACAGAUUCCAGAAAAAGAAAUAUGGAUAUUCGAUAUGCGUUUAUGCCAUGUUAUUUAUCAUUGGUUGGAUUCGAGGUCUGUUUGGGCCAUCCUUCAUAGAUUUACAGUUGAUUAGUGACGUCACGUUGAAACUUGGUUCGUGGAUAUCUACCGUGAAUUUCAUUGGAUAUGCCCUUGGGUGUGUGACUGGAGGAUUUUUAUAUGAUAAAAUAAAUCGGAACAUCUUUUACGGUACAGGUCUACUUCUAAUAGGGAUUGUGACAGCCGGUGUUCCUUGGUGCUUCGUCUUUGUGUUGAUGGCUGCGGCUCACUUUUGUCAGGGCUUUGCUUCGGGUAUGGUGGACACAGUUGGUAAUGCAGAGAUGAUGCAGAUGUGGAGCGACAAGAAAAUGAUGUACUUUUUUAUGGAGUUUUCUUACUCUGUAGGUGUGUUUAUAGCUCCCCUGGUUGUCGCCCCUUUCUUGUCAGAUUAUACAAACGACAUUUCUACUCAUCAGCACAUGAACAGCACGUUUGAUAAUGUCACAUACUUACAUAAUAUUUCAUCCAUUUCAACUGUUUCCAGCAACAUCCAAUUUCAGUCAUUUGGUAGAGCUGUGAAUAGCACUUUCGGUAAUGAAACAACUGGAAAUGUGACUAAGCACACAGAAAGACCUACCAUGACCUCUCGACUGUUUAUUCCAUAUUCGAUAAGUGCGGUUUUAGCAGUGUUAGUUUGUUUGCCUUUCUUCAUAUUGCAUUUUAUGAGAUAUAUGGAAACUAAUGAUGACAUAACGGAAGUCAAUGAUACAACAAAAGAAAUGAAACAGUCUUCAGCAGACGACAGAACAAUAAGAGUUUUGCCUACUAAACUAAAAGUAGUUUGUCUCGUACUAAUUUGCAGUUUAAUGUUCAUGGGUAUAUCACUAGGUGAGGGGUAUAUAUCUUUCAUUGUGGUGUACUGUGUAGAGGAAAUAGGGUUUUCCCCAACUGACGGGGCACUUGUCAGCGCUGUGUCUAAUGUGUGCUGUAUUGUGGCUAUAGUCGUAGCCAUAUUUGUCUCCCGUUUCAAUACUCUAGUUUACCUAGGAAUUCAUAUCGUUGGUACAUCGGUAGGCGUUACAGCGCUUUUAUUUAGUUCUAUAGGACAAUCCAAUUUAGGUGUAUGGAUAUCUUCAGCGAUGGUGGGCUACUUUAGAUCAAUGAUAUUUUCGUUGACCUUUACUUGGACAAAUAACUACAUCACACCAACAACGGGAAAGGUAGCCUCUCUGUUCAUGCUGUGUACGUGUUCUGGAUCUGCUGUGAUUCCACUCCUACUUGGCUGGCUAAUGGAGGAGUACACCAACCUUUGGUUCUGUUUCCUACUCAUUAUAUUUGGUGUGUGUACACUUAUAUUAUAUAUAAUAGGUAUGGUCCUUACAAGGUACGUCACAACAUUGUACGGUAAAACAUAUGACAGAAUUGCAGUACAUGACAUAUAUCUGACAGAAAGACUAAAUGACGAAGUAGAUGGGAUCGAUGUCGCUGUAUCAUCGAAAUAAUUCAAUAUUCAAUAAUUCAGGACAUCUAUUUCUCCAAUAGUUGCCCGUGAAAAUAAGUAAUUCACGCAUGAAAAGAUAAAACUGUCUUUCCCGCGUUAAAGACUGCCUGUACACGCACUCUGAAGUUAUGACGCAGUUUUGCAUACUUGACCCAGCGUCUUCCUCGAAUGACGUCGGCGUUGGAAACAGUUCUGUUGUGCUGACAGAUUUAAAUCGAUUAUGUUUGUACUUCUUAUAUUAUAUUAAAUUUGUUUGAUUUUAAAUAAAAAGAAAACCAUUGUUAACUUGGUGCUAUAA
Mizuhopecten yessoensis (Yesso scallop) is the source of this 1987-nucleotide messenger RNA. Its product is annotated as sodium-dependent glucose transporter 1B-like. The record is from RefSeq and is a predicted model, not a curated record. The coding region runs from base 140 to 1690 and encodes 516 amino acids. The transcript has 4 exons. Lineage: Eukaryota; Metazoa; Mollusca; Bivalvia; Pectinida; Pectinidae. Gene Ontology annotation, biological process: transmembrane transport.